CGGGCAGGACUCCGGGCAGCGGCACACCGGGCAGGACUCCGGGCAGCGGCCCAUCGGGCUGCGGCACACCGGGCAGAGGCACACGGGGCAGAGGCACACCGGGCUGGACUCCGGGCAGAGGCACACCGGGCUGGACUCCGGGCAGAGGCACACCGGGCUGGACUCCGGGCAGAGGCACACCGGGCUGGACUCCGGGCAGAGGCACACCGGGCUGGACUCCGGGCAGAGGCACACCGGGCCAUGGACUCCGGGCAGAGGCACAUCGGGCUGGACUCCGGGCAGAGGCACAUCGGGCCACCAGGCGGAGCAGCAGGCAGCGGGGCCACCAGGCGGAGCAGCAGGCACCGGGCCCCCAGGCGAGGCGACAGGCACCGGGCCCCCAGGCGGAACGACAGGCACCGGGCCCCCAGGCGGGGCGACAGGCACCGGGCCCCCAGGCGGGGAGACAGGCACCGGGCCCCCAGGCGGGGCGACAGGCACCGAGUCACCAGGCACAACAGUGGGCUCCGAGUCAACUGGCAUGACCGCUGGCACUGGGUCAGACAUUGGAUCGUCUGGCUGGACAGCGGGCAUCGGGUCACCAGGCAUCAGGUCAUUUGGCUCGACAGCGGGCACCGCGUCAUCUGGCAAGGCAGUGGGCUCCGAGUCAACUGGCAUGACUGCGGGCACUGGGUCAGACAUUGGAUCGUCUGGCUGGACAGCGGGCAU
Messenger RNA from Staurois parvus, 708 nucleotides. The record is from the annotation of a GenBank genome assembly. NCBI's taxonomy places the organism in Eukaryota, Metazoa, Chordata, Amphibia, Anura, Ranidae.